Molecule: messenger RNA, 1973 nt
Organism: Botrytis cinerea B05.10
Lineage: Eukaryota; Fungi; Ascomycota; Leotiomycetes; Helotiales; Sclerotiniaceae
Exons: 3
Coding region: 122-1732 (536 amino acids)
Source: RefSeq, a predicted model, not a curated record
GGGCUAGUUAGGCAGCUGAUUGGAGCAGGUAUACGAAAGCUUCGCCUUCGUCCUGCUACCUUCAUUCUCUGUUUUGGUGUCCAUUGUAUUCUACUCAAAUCUACCAGGCAUAUUGGUGGAAAUGAAGAUGACUGCCGCAAGUCCUGAGAAAAGAGGCUAUCUCGUGCAAGAAGAUGAGAAUUUACAACCAAGACAUCACGAUGAGGUCUGGUCGAAAGAAUCAUUUCCUGAAACAAGCAUGCUUAAUAAGGCUAACAUCGACCCGCGUUCAAUGGCGCAAGAAGUUUCGACGAGCGGCCAACGGCUCCCUUCUAGUCAUGACACCCACAAAGACAAAGAUGUAAAGCGCACGGUACCUGACCAAGAGAUUAAGCAGCAGACGAAGAGACAUGAGCAUGAGCAGAUUACCGGCCAAGGUAGAGAAGAAUCAGGCUAUGGGAAAUCAAUUUGUAACCUUUUGACUGGCUUGAGCAGAGGAUAUUCAUCGGUGUCAGAUAGAAAACAGAUACGCGGUCGGCGUAGCAGUUUCGGCAGCUUGAAGCCAUCUUCUCAGCAGCCACGAGUGUUUGAAAAAACAGGAGAGGAUAUUUCAAGUGCGACAGAUCUCGAGGAAAUCCGCAGAUUAAAGAGAAAAAUUGAGGGACUACUCAAGGACAAUGACAGACAUAAUGUGGCGAGAGGCAAAAUUGAAGAUGACUUGAGUGCUAUACGACACCAGAACGACAUAUCGGAAGAUCUAGUACGCAAAUUACAAGCUAAAACGCAACAGCUUGAGUUUGAAAAGAGAGAAAUAGAAGAGGAUCACCACACCUUCAUUCGAAAGCAACAGGAAGCCUCAUUCAACCAAAUGGCAACCCCACUCUGGAUGCCUGUCGAGGAUGGUAAAGUCAUGGGAGAUCUUGAUAGACUCAAGAGAGACAUGAGAAACUGGGCGAAAAAAUCGUCGGUCAAUGAUAUCGAUACUCUCAUCAAAUCUCUUGAUCAGCGCAAAAUCGCAGCUCUGAAGGAGGCCUUGACAAAUGUGGUUUUAUUCGAAAAUGGUAGUCUCCCUUGGGGCUUGUCUGCGAAAAAGUCCCCAAGUUUACUUCUGACUGCUCUGCUCGCCCAUCAUAUUUACAAAACCUUGUUUGAGAGUCCCUUUUUCUUCAUCGAUGAUAACAUGGUAGAUGGAAGAUAUGUACAGUCAGAGUACCGGGUGGGUCUAGAACUUGUCUACGACAAAGGCCGAUGUUCAAACGAAGAGGAUGCUCAUAUCUGGCGAUCGGAUUUUCUAAGACUCCAAUUACCACCAAUCACCCCCGAGACUUCGGAAGGAGGGAAGAGUCUACGUCGCAUGACUCAAGCUCAGAUAGAUGUGGUCGCAAAUCGACAAACUUUAAAUUUCCUAGAAGGAGCAGCUCAAUAUCUCAUCAGCAAUGAAGACCGAAAAAUAAUAGCAGACAAGCUUGGAGUUAUCUACAGAGAAGCAGCCAAUACUUCGUACAUGCUAUGGACAAGAAGAACAGCUUUGAGAAUCUUUACUUUGAAAACCAUUGGUUCACAGUUCCGUCCAGAAUUCAAACAUCUGGUUCCGCAUUCCUCGGUAGACUAUGAGAAACACGACGAUCAACUGAGAGGAAGAGCAAUCAGUAUCGUUGUGCAUCCACUCGUAGCAGUCUAUGGCACAGAUGAUGCAAAGGAUUAUGAUCACAAUCGUGUGUGGGCACCAGCGGAAGUAUGGCUCAAUAGUUGAGAUUCAUCUGCAGAUGUAUCUAUGGAAUGGCUUUUUUCUUGGCUCCCGCUCUGAUGAGUGAUAUAUGGCAGUGGGUCAAGGGUGGACGAUGGGCAGCAGAUUCAUGAAGGCUGAGAGAAAACAAGCAAAAUGGUACUAGACAUCGAGAUUCUAGCAAAUAUUCCAGAAGAUAUUCCCAAAAGCGUUGAUAUUACAAUUGCAAUAGUCUAUAGCUACAGCAAAAUGCAUGAAUCUCAUAACA